This is a messenger RNA of Neolamprologus brichardi, 2432 nucleotides long. The record is from RefSeq and is a predicted model, not a curated record. NCBI's taxonomy places the organism in Eukaryota, Metazoa, Chordata, Actinopteri, Cichliformes, Cichlidae.
ACAGUGUGUUGAUGGGAGGUUGAGCACAGGGAUGUGAGCGGACCGGUAAAGAUGACCCUGCUGGCGGGUGAUGGCUCUGACUAUGACUACAGUGCCCUGAGCUGUGCCUCUGAUAACUCCCUCAACCCUCCCAUCCCACAAGAGAAGGAGGCUCACAAGGGAGCCUUCUAUAAAAGGGCGCAGCCUGCCCCUGAUCUCAGCACCAUCCACGAUAACACACUCCUGUCCAGUGCCCGUAAACUCCACGCCAUUAUCAACGUGGGUGGCCUGCGUUACCAGCUGCCUUGGACCACCUUAGAGGACUUCCCCUUGUCACGUCUGGGCCAGCUGCACCUCUGCAGCAGCUUCGACGAGAUUAUGCGCAUCUGUGAUGACUAUGAUGUCACACACAACGAGUUCUUCUUUGACCGCAGCCCCUGUGCCUUCCGUAACAUCCUGACCUUUCUGCGGGCGGGCAAACUGCGGUCCCUCAGGGAGAUGUGCGCCCUCUCCUUCAGAGAGGAGCUGCUGUACUGGGGGGUUCCAGAGGAGAGCCUGGAGUGGUGCUGUCGCAGGCGUCUGCUGCAGCGCAUGGAGGAGUUUGAAGCCAUGGAGAGAGCAGAGGAGGAGGAAGAACUCCUGGAGGAUCUGCUGGAUUCAGACAGCGACCACAGGGGACGCGCGGCUGAAUCUAGACUCAGUCGGUGCAUGGCUAAGCUGAGGGACAUGGUGGAGAGGCCUCACUCUGGCCUCCCAGGGAAGAUCUUUGCUUGUUUGUCCGUGCUGUUUGUCACCAUCACUGCCAUCAACUUAUCCAUCAGCACCAUGCCGGCCAUGAGGGAGGAGGAGGAGUUGGGGACCUGUUCCCAGAUGUGCUAUAAUAUCUUCAUUGUGGAGACUGUGUGUGUAGCCUGGUUCUCCCUGGAGUUCACCCUGCGCUUCAUCCAAGAUCGCAGCAAGCUGACCUUCCUCAGACAGCCCCUGAACCUGAUUGACGUGGUAGCAAUCCUGCCGUACUACAUUACACUAGUGGUGGACAGCACUUCCAAAGGAGAGAAGAGGCUGGGCUCAGGCAACACCUACUUGGACAAAGUGGGCUUGGUGCUGCGUGUGCUGAGGGCCCUGCGUAUCCUCUACGUGAUGCGGUUAGCUCGCCAUUCCCUGGGCCUGCAAACUCUAGGCCUGACAGCACGCCGCUGCACACGGGAGUUUGGACUGCUACUCCUUUUCCUGUGUGUGGCGAUCGCACUAUACUCCCCCCUGCUGUACUUGAUUGAGAAUGAAAUGGCCACCACACAGGAAUUCACAAGCAUCCCUGCUACCUACUGGUGGGCUGUCAUCACCAUGACAACAGUGGGCUAUGGGGAUAUGGUGCCAAGGAGCAUCCCGGGUCAGGUGGUGGCUCUGAGCAGCAUCCUAAGUGGCAUCCUCCUCAUGGCCUUUCCCGUCACCUCCAUCUUCCACACAUUCUCACGCUCCUACGUGGAGCUGAAGCAGGAGCAGCAGAGGCUCCUGCAGAGGAGGACACACUUUCUACUGCGGAGCCGCAUGGCCGGGCUAGGCAGCAACCUGUCCUUAGAGAGCGACAUGCUCUUUCCUAUUGGGUCGUCUGACACGAGAGAAAUGGAUGACUGAGACUGCAGGACAACUGAGGACAUGAGAGAGUGGGUCUAAAAUAGAAACCAAGGAUGAAGGAGGUAACGCAUGGGAUUGAAUGUGUAACUAAGACAGGAAGAGAGGCUGACGUUCGAUGGAUUGGCUGAUUGAAAGGAGCGUCAAAAAGUGAGACACAGAAGAGACAGAGAUUAUUUUUUCUUCCCAAAAAUGCAGCUUGAUUUGUAGCAGUGUACACUUAAAGAAAACGACGAAGAGAUGAGAGAGAAAAUAAGAACAGCAAAAAAAGGAUCUCUUUAUUAAACGCAUAUAAGAGCAAACAUAAGUCCAGCUGACAAAAAAAGAUUAAAAUACGCAUAAACCUCGAGCUUACCAGUGACCUGUAGUGUUAAAACAGUCAUAUUCUGAAACGUGUUUAUGAACAGAAGACACGGCUGAAGAGCACAGUCACGGCUUCACAUCAUUCAACAACAUUGUGAUGUUUUUUUUAAUCUCUGGUUUCAGUGGAUUUGCUGAUGUUGUGUGCUCUCGGGACAGUGCCAGUUAACUGAAGAUGCUGUUUGCUUUUGUUAAGUCCCAAAGAUAUAAACUCCUUCCCAACUAAAAUGUGACUCUUGAUCAACUCAUUAUUUUCUAACUGCUUUGAAAACAUUGAAACUUAUGUUGGGGUUCCUUAAUAAUACUGUGGCACAGCCAGCAUCUACACAUUACUUAUGAUGUCCUAACUGUCCUUCUUCUACACUUUGGGGUUCAUAUGCAAUUUUUGAACACGUUCUGGAAACAGCAUUAUUGUGCUUGUAGUUACUGCAUUUGCUGUGCAUAGCUGUUUAUAAACUAUA